Molecule: messenger RNA, 2442 nt
Organism: Vombatus ursinus (common wombat)
Lineage: Eukaryota; Metazoa; Chordata; Mammalia; Diprotodontia; Vombatidae
Gene: LRFN3
Product: leucine rich repeat and fibronectin type III domain containing 3
Exons: 3
Coding region: 98-2092 (664 amino acids)
Molecular function (GO): protein binding
Source: RefSeq, a predicted model, not a curated record
CGGGCCUGGCCGCCGCCCGAGACCCCCCUCACCUGUGACCCCGCCCCAGGGGGCUCCAGGGCUCCUGGACGCCAGCCUCUGUGUCUGUGGAGUGAGGAUGCUGGGUUUGCCACUUCUGUGCCUGCUGGCUCUCAGCCCCCCACGGCUGGGGGCAGCCAGCGCGGUUGGACCAGCAUCAGUGCCGGAUGGGUCUGUUUCGGGGCCUUGCCCCCGACGCUGCCGAUGCCAGACCUCCGCACCACCCCGGAGCGUGCUGUGCCCGGGGGCUGGCCUGCUCUUCGUGCCUCCGGGGCUGGACCGCAGGGCCUCUGAGCUUCGCCUCCCUGACAACUUCAUUGCUUCGGUUAGGCGCCGUGACCUCGCCAACAUGACGGGCCUGCUGCACCUCAGCCUCAGUCGCAACACGCUGGCCCACAUUGCACCAGGGGCCUUUGCUGACUUGCGCGCCCUGCGUGCCCUGCAUCUGGAUGGCAACCGGCUGUCCUCUUUGGGCGCAGCCCAGCUUCGGGGACUGGUCAGCCUGCGCCAUCUCAUCCUGGCCAACAAUCAGCUGGGUGUCCUGGCAGCAGGAGCCCUUGCUGAUUGUGCUGAGACCCUGGAGGACCUGGACCUCAGCUACAACAACCUGGAGGCAUUGCCCUGGGACGCCGUGGCCCGCUUGGCCAACGUGAACACCCUGGGCCUGGACCAUAACCUGCUGGCGGCUGUCCCUGCAGGGGCCUUUGCUGGGCUGCACAAGCUGGCCAGGCUGGACAUGACGGCUAACCGUCUCACCACCAUUCCGCCAGACCCACUUUUUUCCCGCCUUCCCGUGCUGUCCCGGCCCAGACCGGGCGCACCAGCCUCUGCCCUGGUACUAGCCUUCGGGGGGAACCCACUCCACUGCAACUGUGAGCUGGUGUGGCUGAGGAGGCUGGCCCGGGAGGAUGACCUAGAAGCCUGUGCCUCACCCCCAGCCCUGGGAGGCCGCUCCUUCUGGGCCGUGCGGGAGGAUGAGUUUGUGUGUGAGCCUCCGGUGGUCACCCACCGAUCCCCACCAGUAGCCGUACCUGAGGGCCGCACGGCCUCCCUGCGCUGUCGGGCUGCUGGGGAUCCUGAACCCAGGGUACGCUGGGUGUCCCCCCGAGGCCGGCUUCUGGGGAACUCCAGUCGCACUCGGGCCUUUCCCAACGGAACGCUGGAGCUGCUGGCAGCCACACCUGGUGAUGGCGGUGUCUUCACCUGCAUCGCAGCCAAUGCUGCCGGGGAAGCCACCGCCUCUGUGGAGCUAACGGUGGGGCCACCCCCACCCCAGCUGGCCAACAGUACCAGCUGUGAGCCCCGAGGGGAAGGAGACGAUGGAGAAGGUGGGGUCCCUCUCACCCCCUCUUCUUCAUCUGCCUCCUCAUCCUUGGCCCCCAUAGAUCCCCGGGCUGGGCUCCCACAGACCCCCGAACAUGAUGGUGAUAGUGAUGGGGGCAGCGUCCAAGUGGCCGAGCGCAGCGCCACUGCCGCCCUCAUCCGCUGGCCGGACCAUGGGCCCGUCCCUGGCCUCCGCAUGUACCAGAUCCAGUACAACAGUUCUGCUGAUGACAUCCUCGUCUACAGGAUGGUCCCCGCUGGCAGCCGCUCCUUCCACCUGACAGACUUGGUGUCAGGGCGCACCUAUGACCUCUGCGUGCUGGCAGUGUCUGAGGAUGGGGCCACCGGGCUGACAGCCACACGGGCUGUGGGCUGUGCCCGCUUUUCUACGGAGCCUGAGCUGCGGCCAUGCCGCUCACCCCACUCAGCAGCUCCUGUCCUGGGGGGCACCAUGAUCAUCGCUCUGGGGGGCGUUAUUGUUGCUUCCGUGCUGGGCUUCAUUUUCCUUCUGCUGCUCCGAUACAAGGUGCAUGGUGACCAGCCUCCAGGGAAGCCUGCGGCUCGGGGAGGAGUCAGCAGCGUCUGCUCCCAGACCAACGGGGGGGCCCCAGCCCCUGGGCCUGAGAGCUCAGCUUCAGACUCGGACCCUACACCUCCAACACCAGUCAAGGGGCACACCUUGGUACAACUGGACUUUGAGCCUUCAAGGGGGCCUAGGGGCAGGCUUGCUCAUGAACGUGGAGGGCAGUGAUCCUGAGGAAAGUCCCUCAGACAUCCCUAGCCCUGGACUGCUCCCUAAAAUAUCUCCAGCCUCAGCCUUGCACCACCUUGGCCCCUUGGAUGCCCUGAGACCUGGCCUUGGUCCUGGGAUGUUCCUUGGCCUCACAGGCACCCUUAGCCCUGGCCCCAGGGAAGGACAUGGACCGAGUAAACCCCAGGGGCUGUGGCAGGGCCAGGGAUGGGCAUGGGGGGAGCCCAUGCUUGGAUGCUGGCCCACCUUGCAGCUCCUGCCCAACCUCCUAUUUUUAAUAAUCCAGGGGGGACUUCAUGGGAAAGUGGGGACAUUAUGGAGAUUAUGUCAAGAGAAACCUAUUUUUCUAA